This is a messenger RNA of Oldenlandia corymbosa var. corymbosa, 660 nucleotides long. The record is from the annotation of a GenBank genome assembly. NCBI's taxonomy places the organism in Eukaryota, Viridiplantae, Streptophyta, Magnoliopsida, Gentianales, Rubiaceae.
AUGGCGAAGGGCAAAGUGAGAGCGAAGAAAGCAUCCAAAGGUAGCGAAAUUGAAUGUGAAGACAGAAAGGAAGAUGGUACUCUAAUUGAAUUGAGGAAUACAUGUGGUGAGAAGCUGGAUCUGAAUAAUAAGUCGGCUUCAUCUGGGGUUGCAAAAUCACCGAAGAAGGGAGGUAAAUCACCAAGGGCUGAGGAUGAAUUGAAUCUGGAGCAACAAGCGGAGCGUUUGAGUGAAAUUCUAGGGGUCAAUAAUGCCAGAAAAUUGGAGUGGCCGGAGGAACAGAAACAACCGGCGAAUGCUUGGGAAAAAUUUGAUGUAAAGAAACUUCGGAAUGUGGGAGUUCCAUUAGAUUUUGUUCCUCCAGAAGAGCUGGAGGGCAUAAAGAUAGCCAUGGUUCAACAAAAGGAUGUCCAGUUGGAAAUGGAAUAUUGGCAAUCGUCGUAUAAGGCCAUGGACAGUUACUAUCGGAAAUUAUGGAAAGACCUAGGUGUGGAUAAAGUGUCGCAUUGCCAGUACCUGGGCAAACCAAUUGCAACUGACAGCCUAACAGCUUCGAAAGAUAAAGCAGCUUAUGCUAGAGUUUUGGAAGAAGUAGAGAUUCAAGAACAUCCACCUUUAACAGCUCACUUUGUGGAUGAAACGGGGAAGCUAAUUGAGUAG